Drepanopeziza brunnea f. sp. 'multigermtubi' MB_m1 is the source of this 1713-nucleotide messenger RNA. The record is from RefSeq and is a predicted model, not a curated record. Lineage: Eukaryota; Fungi; Ascomycota; Leotiomycetes; Helotiales; Drepanopezizaceae.
AUGCGGUCUUCGCGAUGCGUAUCGAGCAUAGCUACAGCUCUGCAUAAAAUCUUCAUCCUCCCCCUUGAACACCGGCAAUCGCAAUUCGCCAUCCGAACAACAUCAACAUCCUCCACCUCCUUCCACUCAACCCUUCUCUCGCCCCCGCCAAUCCAAUACCAGCAACGCCGCUACGCUUCAAAAUACAAGGCCACCGAAAAACCGACCACGGCCGAAAAAUCCCGUUUGCCGCGCGACGACGAGAUCAGAUCUUGGUCCGUCAGCCUCGUCGACGAGAACGGCCGUCUCUGCGAUCCGCGCCCGACGCACGACGUCCUGGCUACCAUCGACCGCAAGGUGUCCACGCUCGUUGUUGUCGUUCCCGCUGAUCCGCAUACGCACGCUCCGCCGAUAUGCAAGAUCUUUAACAAGCAGGCGCUGCGCGAGAGCGAGACGGCCCGGCUGAAGGCUGCGAAGGGGGGCGGUGUCACGACCAAGACUAUGGAGCUGAACUGGGCGAUUGGGGCAAAUGAUCUUGGGCACCGGAUGGGGAAGUUGAAGGGGUGGUUGGAGAAGGGUUGGAGGGUUGAGGUUUUGGUGGCUGGGAAGAGAAAGGGGAGGAAGGCUAACGAGGAGGAGGCCGAGGGGGUUUUGGGCGCUGUGAGGGGCGUGUUGGCUGAAGCUGGAGGUAAAGAGACGAAACCUAUGGAAGGGAAGGUUAGUUUGGGAGAGGGAAAGGGGCUGGGUACUGUGACGUUAUAUUUGGAGGGGAAGGUUAAGAAAGAGGGAGCUGAGAAAAGUGGCGAAGCUGGCGAUGCUAAAAGAUCCAACGAAGAAAUAUCUGUGCAAAAGGUAGUCGAACAGGAAAUCGGGAUUGCGAGGGCUACGGGGACAGAUAAUGAUAGGAAGGAAGACAAGGGGAUCAAUCUCAAUGGAGAGGGCGAUACUGCUGGGAUGUCUACUGAAGGAACGAUUGUACAACCGGUCAUUGCAAAGGAGUUUGCAGAUGGGCAGGGCAGCGAGGCUGAUGAUGCUGAGAAGCUUACUGAGAAGCUUACUGAGCAGGUUGCUGUGGAAGGGGUAGUUGAAGAAGAUAUCACACAGGAUUUUGAAGAGGAGCCUGCAGAAGAGACGAUUGGAGAGGACCUCACAGAGAAGGUUGCAGAAGGCUUUACAGAGAAUGUUGCAGGGGAGGUUACAGAAAGGAACAUGGCUGAGGGAGCUACUACGAAAGACAGUGACUGGAAGCGGGGUGGGGAAAUUAACCUCAGUCGGGAGAGCGAUGCUGGGCAGAAAUCCCUUGAAGAGAUGUCUGUGGAAGCAAUGGUUGCAGAGCAGGUUGCAGAGGGGAAAAACAGCGAGGCUAAUGAUGCUGGCAAAUUUCUGGAAGAAAUAGCAGCGAAAGAGGCGAUCCCAGAGGCGAUUUCAGAGGACAGUCUAGAGGCGAUCUCAGCGACAAUUCCGGAGGUGGUCUCAGAGUCGAUUCAAAAGCCGGAUUCAAAGUCUCUUUCAGAGGAAGGUUCAGAGGUGAUAUCAGGGACGAAUUCAAAUACGAUCUCAAAGACGAUACCAAAGGCUCUUUCAGGGAAAAUACCAGAUAAGGUUCAAAAAGGGGCUGCAAAGCAAGCUACAUAUAAAAACAUGGAAGGGGGCUGGGCGCGACAGCCCCGUCUGUGGAACAAGACGCGGAAGAACAGCAGCGCGGCUGGAGAUUCCGGAUCGCGACCGAUAUGA